AAGAAAUGAACAAUAGCCUGUGUAGACAUAUUAUGAAGACUCUCUCCUGUGUAUUUUUAAAUACUUUAUUCCAAAGUUUGUAUAUCCUGCAGUAAUAACACAAAAUGACUGAUUUCCUUCGGACCGAACUUGUAAAUGCGCAACAAUGUCUGGUGGAAACUUAUGAAUUGGCUGCUGCGUAUGGAGACAAUGAGGAAAAAGACCCUAGCAAAUAUUUGCACCUAAUGGAACGCAUAUGUCAAAUAAGAGAGGAUUCUAAGCGGAAUGAACGAUCUUUAGAAUUGGCUAUGGAGGAACGUACCAUAACUGAUUUUGAAUCUACCUUUCAGCGGGAAUUAAAUGGAAAUAGGAAAUAUUGUCAGGGUAAAAAAGAUCGUGAAUAUAAAGAUUUCAGCAAUCGGUUAAAUGAAAUAGCUAAUGCCAAUAUGAGUGGUUCAAGUGAUAGUGCAUCAAGAUCGUCGAAUGUAUCGAAAGACGGUGGGCUAAUUGAAAUGGAUAUGCAAGUGAACUUAUUUGAUCCCCUUACAAAAAGACGGAUGGUUGAUCCAGUAAAGAAUACAAUUUGUGGGCAUGUCUACGAAAAUACCAGUAUUAGAGACGCAUUAGCGAUAAAUCCAAAACUACGGUGCCCUGUUGCUGGUUGUGGCAAUGUUCGGCCUAUUAAUAAGGCUAAUUUAAAACCAGACAAUACAUUAAAACUGCAUCUACAACGUAUAGCGAAUGCCGAAGAAAAUGACGCUUGACUUACAUGGAAAAGUGACGUUAAACUCCGAAAUAUAUAUAUUUAGGAAAGCAUGAAAUAAUCACUUUUUUUAUUGUAUCAUGGCAUAAGAGUACAAAAACAAAUGCUGAAAAGUGAUCUUCAA
This is a messenger RNA of Anastrepha obliqua, 866 nucleotides long. Its product is annotated as E3 SUMO-protein ligase NSE2-like. The transcript has 3 exons. Gene Ontology annotation, molecular function: zinc ion binding; SUMO ligase activity. Lineage: Eukaryota; Metazoa; Arthropoda; Insecta; Diptera; Tephritidae. The record is from RefSeq and is a predicted model, not a curated record. The coding region runs from base 105 to 743 and encodes 212 amino acids. Gene Ontology annotation, cellular component: Smc5-Smc6 complex; nucleus. Gene Ontology annotation, biological process: double-strand break repair via homologous recombination; protein sumoylation.